Camelus dromedarius (Arabian camel) is the source of this 3256-nucleotide messenger RNA. RefSeq names its product SV2 related protein (gene SVOP). Gene Ontology annotation, cellular component: membrane. The record is from RefSeq and is a predicted model, not a curated record. Gene Ontology annotation, biological process: transmembrane transport. Gene Ontology annotation, molecular function: transmembrane transporter activity. The transcript is spliced from 16 exons. Bases 210 to 1856 code for a protein of 548 amino acids. Lineage: Eukaryota; Metazoa; Chordata; Mammalia; Artiodactyla; Camelidae.
UCUCCGCCCACUCUCGCCGCGGUCUCCUGGCGGCGGCGGCUUUGUCUUGUGGGCUGGUCCCUGGCGGCUCCCUCCCCCGAACAGCUGCCACCGAGGGAGGAAGCGGCGCGGGAGCUGUCCAGCACCCCGGUGCUGAAACCCCGAGCGCUCGUCAUCCACCACCACCAUGUAAGGGCCAUGAAAAGGGCUCGUCCUGGCGCAGCGCGGACAUGGAGGAGGACUUAUUCCAGCUAAGGCAGCUGCCGGUGGUGAAAUUCCGUCGCACAGGCGAGAGUGCAAGGUCAGAGGACGACACGGCUUCGGGAGAGCAUGAGGUCCAGAUUGAAGGGGUCCGUGCAGGCCUAGAGGCCGUCGAGCUGGAUGAUGGGGCGGCUGUGCCCAAGGAGUUUGCCAAUCCCACUGACGAUACUUUCAUGGUGGAGGAUGCGGUGGAAGCUAUUGGAUUUGGAAAAUUUCAAUGGAAGCUGUCUGUUCUCACCGGCUUGGCUUGGAUGGCCGACGCCAUGGAGAUGAUGAUCCUGAGCAUCCUGGCACCGCAGCUGCACUGCGAGUGGCGGCUCCCCAGCUGGCAGGUGGCGUUGCUGACCUCGGUGGUCUUUGUCGGCAUGAUGUCCAGCUCCACCCUCUGGGGGAACAUCUCAGACCAGUAUGGCAGGAAAACAGGGCUGAAGAUCAGCGUGCUCUGGACUCUGUACUACGGCAUCCUCAGUGCUUUCGCACCCGUGUACAGCUGGAUACUGGUGCUCCGGGGCCUGGUGGGCUUCGGAAUCGGAGGGGUCCCCCAGUCGGUGACCCUGUAUGCUGAGUUCCUUCCCAUGAAAGCCAGAGCUAAGUGUAUUUUGCUGAUUGAGGUGUUCUGGGCCAUCGGGACAGUGUUCGAGGUCAUCCUGGCUGUGUUCGUGAUGCCCAGCCUGGGCUGGCGUUGGCUGCUCAUCCUCUCGGCUGUCCCGCUCCUCCUCUUUGCUGUCCUGUGUUUUUGGCUGCCAGAGAGUGCAAGAUAUGAUGUACUGUCCGGGAACCAGGAGAAGGCUAUCGCCACCUUAAAGAGGAUAGCCACAGAAAACGGAGCCCCCAUGCCUCUGGGGAAACUCAUCAUCUCCAGACAGGAAGACCGAGGCAAAAUGAGGGACCUUUUCACACCCCAUUUUAGAUGGACGACCUUGUUGCUGUGGUUUAUAUGGUUUUCCAACGCGUUUUCUUACUACGGAUUAGUUCUGCUCACCACUGAGCUCUUCCAGGCGGGAGAUGUUUGCAGCAUCUCCAGCCGGAAGAAGGCAGUAGAGGCAAAAUGCAGCCUGGCCUGCGAGUAUCUGAGCAAGGAGGAUUACAUGGACUUGCUGUGGACCACCCUCUCUGAGUUCCCAGGUGUCCUUGUGACUCUCUGGAUUAUCGACCGCCUGGGCCGCAAGAAGACCAUGGCCCUGUGCUUCGUCAUUUUCUCCUUCUGCAGCCUCCUGCUGUUUAUCUGUGUUGGAAGAAACAUGCUCACUCUGUUACUCUUCGUUGCAAGAGCCUUUAUUUCUGGAGGUUUCCAAGCAGCCUAUGUUUACACACCUGAGGUCUACCCCACGGCGACCCGAGCGCUGGGCCUGGGCACCUGCAGCGGCAUGGCGAGGGUGGGCGCUCUCAUCACCCCGUUCAUUGCUCAGGUGAUGUUGGAAUCCUCCGUGUACCUGACGCUGGCAGUUUAUAGUGGCUGCUGCCUCCUGGCUGCCCUGGCCUCCUGCUUUUUGCCCAUCGAGACCAAAGGCCGCGGACUGCAGGAGUCCAGCCACCGGGAGUGGGGCCAGGAGAUGGUCGGCCGAGGGACGCACGGCACAAGUGUCGCCAGGUCAAACUCAGGCUCUCAGGAGUAGUGACCAAGGGGGGGACUGAGGCUGUAGAGCGUGGGGAGCUGGUGGCGCCCGGCUGGGGCAUCGACAGUCACUGCCGACACCAAGGACUCACCCAAGAGUACCACCUGGACCAGGGAGGCUUUUUGUCCAGACUCUGCUCAUGUUUAUUGAGAUCCACCCGGGGAUGGGGAGGCGAUUGCUCUGGGGGGUUCUCUGUACACGUGGGGGAGGUUUGUUAAUAACCUGUGGAUCUGCAUGGGACAACUGCCACAUCGGGAGUGCCCAGUGAUGCCGGUAGCCAGCCGGACACCAGCCAGGGUCAGCCGGUCACACCCUCGGUGAACGACCACCAAAAGAUCUGUAGAUACAAUCCAGGCCCGGACCCCUGUGAGACCCGCUGCCCAGUAAGGUGACACCUGCCAUCUACUAUCUGGACCGGUUCUUAGGUUUCUUCUGCACGCCCAGCCCCAGGCUUUCUUCCUGGAAAUGGCAGGUGACUUGGGUGUGGCCUGAGCAGCUUUUUCUUGGGUCUGAGAAAUGCUCCCUUGGAAGGGGCCCCUCGGUUUGCCUCCCCAGGGUCUGAAUAGUCCUGGCAGAUGGACAUGCCUUUGAACCUGAGCCACAUGCCUCCAGCUGGCCCCCUCUGGGAGUGGCUGUCCCUGGCUCCGGGGAAUCCCAGUGGGUCCAUGGGGACAGCUGGGCUUGUACCCAAUGACAACCUCAGAAAGCUGUUACCCCCAGGAACUGGGGAUGGAGAUGAAAACCAAGCCCACAGCCAAAGCAGGGGACUCCCCUGCGGAAGCAGUGAAGGCCAAGCCAGGGGCUACUUUUCCGGCCCCCUCCUUGGUCAGGCUGAUUGGCAGCUCUCGGGGCAAGAAAACAGUUAACUCAGGUUUCAGCGCCUUGGAUUUUGAGCGUGGCGGGUGGCCGAAUGGACAGAGUAAUGGAAAGAUGCUAAACCACCCACCCGCUCCCAUCGGGGCCAGGGGACCGGAAGUCCUUCCUCCCUGGGAUUCUCUGCAGGCCCUGCUGACCUGGCCUUUCGGCAGAGGCGGCUCCGGGGAUUCCAGUAACAGGCCCCACAGCAGGGAUGCCGUGGGUAGGGAGGAACGGGAGGGCCCAGAUGUGUGAAACAUGGACAUUUUAAAAAGGAAGAGAAGGGAAGUCAACUGGGUUUGGGGGGUGACCUCAGAAGGAAAGGCUGAUACCGUGUCUCAGCCAACAACAUCCAUCUCCAGGAUCUGAUUUCUGCAAGCCUUUUCCCCACCGUGGAGGCAGAGAAGGAUGGAGGAAGCUACCAGAUCCCAUCAAAGGCCAAAGAAGACUGACCCUCUGCUCGGACAUAUCUGCUGGAAGUGAACACUGCGGGAAGCCAAAUGUGUACGUUCAUCUCUUAUUAAAACAUGUUGGUGAUGGACCUC